GCUCGUGGUGUCCGUGAGCCGCAGCCGCUACGCUCAGGCCAACAAGUUGUAUGCUUUCUGCUUCAAGCUUGUGUGCUGGGCCCUGGAUCGCUCUGGCCUCCUGGCACAAGCACGCCGAUCGAUGCAUUCAGGUCACCUUGAUCACUGUAUGUAUGGUGGCGCGCGGCCCAAAUCCACUCGGCUGCUGACGAACUGCCCGGACAUGGCUGACCUCACAGCCCGCUGCGACAAGGGCCACUCCCAUGUCCCGUGGUCUGCUUGCUACUCUUCGAGCGGCUGGGUCUUUGCCACUCACUUGGAGGCUGCCUACCCCGUCUGCCUUGCCGAAGCCAUUGCCUCCCGUUUUCGCGCUCAUGCUGAGCGAAACGGUGCUAUCUUUGAGCCUAGACCGGACAUGCAGCAGGCCUCCCUUGCCGUUCAAGGUCUGCAGCAUCGCAAGGCUGCAGCUUUGCUUUCUGAGUUUGCGUAUGUCACUGAUGUGCCCCGCUCGCAAGUGGACCCUGCUGCCAUGAAGGUUCUUACGGCCCCUAUGAUUGGGAUUCAAACGGGGGGCCUCCAGGAAAGUGCAGUGCUAGAGGCGGCCGAUGCCACCCUCCAGGCCAUCAAGACCAACUUGACGACCGAUGCCCGCUUGCUUGUGCUCCGCCAGAAAAUUGCCUUGACCAAAAUUGAGAUUUUAGCUAAGCAGCUUGAGGUGGAAGAGCAAGCCCUGCAUCGCUCCAAGCCCGACUGGAUGCAGGAGAUUUUGCGAGGCAAGCGGAUCCUGCUCUUCAGGCACCUCCUGCAGCAGCAUGGCUACGACGACAUGGAGGUAGUCGACCUGCUUAGCGAUGGCUCUCACCUGGUGGGUGCUUCUCCCAAGCCUGCAUGCUUCGAAGCGAGAGUUAGGUUAGCUAAGAUGACUCCGGAGUGUUUGAGAGAAGCUGCUCCAGACCUCCGAGCGGCGAUUGUUGCAAACCCCAGGAGGGUCAGCUCGGACGAGGCGGCGGCCCUUAAGCAGGUCACCGAAGAGGAGUGCAGGGCCGGCUUCCUGUCAGGCCCUUUGGCCACGGAAGAGGAGGUAACGCGUCACCUGGGCACCUCUCAAUGGCUUGCUGUGAGGCGCUUCCUUCUUCAGCAAGGAGGGAAGCUCAGACCCAUUGAUGAUGGCCAUGAAGCCCACCUCAAUGAUGCUUACGGGUCCUCCAUUAGGCUAAGGUUGCAAGACAGCAAUUACUUUGCAGCGAUGGCAAUGGCUAUCGCAAAAAUGGAAAAGGACCUAGGCGUAAGCAUUCCUUGGGUAGCGAAGUGCCUAGACCUAUCCAAAGCUUACAAGCAGUUUUGUGUGAGCGAGCGGGACAGGAGCCUUUCGGUCAUUGCCAUUUUCGAUGAGGCAGGGGUGCCCACUUGGUACGUGGCCAACUCCCUCAGCCGCAAGCGUCUUCAGUUUCAAUCGGAUAAGCAGGGCAAUCCACUUCUUGUUCACCCGGCUGACACAGCCGAGGCGACGGACUUUGCAUGCGGGAAGCUUCUUGACCUGUUGGGGAUCAAGUUCGCUAGGACGGGAGGCGAUUCGAAGGGCAGGCCCUUUGACAAGGUGUUUGAGGUGCUCGGGCUGAGCGUGUCUGUCGCCGAGCUGCAUCAGGGCUCGCUGGUCUUGGCUAACAAGCCCGGCCGUCUCGAGAGGCUUGUGGAGCUUUUUGGCCAAGUGAAAGCAGACGGGGCCAUCACCAAACACAUGGGUCAGGUUCUUGUAGGCUUGCUGCGGUUCGCCGCAAGCGACAUGCACAGGCUCUGCGACAAAGCUUUGAAGUUCCUUGGCGUGUCAAAGCCAAGGGUGGUUUGCGUCUCCGACCGCAAGGACGUCGUUCACGUUUACACUGACGGCUCCCUUGAGGGUGGCCUGGCAGGCAUCGGCGCUGUGAUCUUGGACCCGUCUACGGGCUUCCAGCAGGUCCUGCAAGGUCAGGUCCCCGAGGCACUCAUGCACGCCUGGCGCCACGAAUCUGGUGAUCACCUGAUCUGUCAGAUCGAGCUGUUCGCAAUGUACUGUGUGAAGGUGCUCAUGCCUGCUAGGCUUGAAGGCCGUCGUGUCGUCUACUGGGUAGACAAUGAGGCAUCCCGUUUAGCUCUGGUCAAAGGGCAAAGCAAAUCGCCGAUCAUGGACCGCAUGCUGCGCGCGCUGUGUGACAUAGAGGACGGCAUGCGCUCCUAUGCCUGGUACUCUCGAGUACCCUCGCAGUCGAACAUCGCGGACAGUCCAUCUCGGGGCGCAGGUGACGAGGUGGCAAAUGCAUUAGGCCUUAAAGCAGCUGAGAAGUUUCCAGAGACGAUUCCGGUGAACGGGUGCUCAGCGGAAUCUUCACCGCAAACACUUGUGUGGUACGUUUCCGCUUGCGGAUAA
Molecule: messenger RNA, 2383 nt
Organism: Symbiodinium necroappetens
Lineage: Eukaryota; Dinophyceae; Suessiales; Symbiodiniaceae
Source: the annotation of a GenBank genome assembly